AUGGAUAAAGGGGGAAUAAAAGGAGACAAUAAGAGGGUACAUGUCCCCUUUAGGGACAGUGAGCUAACAAAGGUAUUAAGGGAGAUAUUUAUUACCCCUAGCAGCAACAACAGCAGCAGCAACAGCAGCAACAGCAGCAGCAGCAGCAGCAGCAACAGCAGCAGCAGCAGCAGCAGCAAUAAUAAUAAUAAUAAUUGUAUUACUAGUAGUGUUAUGAUUGCUACUAUCUCUCCUGCCUCUUCUUGUUGCGAACAAACACUCAAUACAUUAAGAUAUGCAUCUAGGGUUAAAAACUUUAGGAUACAGCAGCAGCAGCUCCCUCUGCAGCAGCAGCAGCAGCAGCAGCAGCAGCAGCAGCAACAGCAACAGCAACAGCAGCUGGGGAAUAAUACUAAUGAAAUACAGCAGCAGCAGCAAGGGACUGCAGCAGGAGGGGCAAGAGAUAGAGCUAAAUCACCUAUGAGUCCCUCAUAUACAUAUACAGAGGAAAUGUCUCCCUAUAGAGGAGGAGGAGGAGCAGCAGCAGCAGCAGCAGGAGGAGGAGGAGGAGGAGAUACUUUCUUCUCCUCCUCUGUUGAGGUGUCUCCUCGUAUACCUCCCCCUACACCCUUGGGGCCCUAUGGGGGGGGGGCCCGUAGAGGGGUAAGGGCCUCUAAUUUAGUACCCUCUUCUACUGUCUCCUUACCGUCAUCUACUAGCAGCAGCAGCAGCAGCAGCAGCAGCAGCAGCAAUUAUACAAGAAAUAUUGCUGCAGCAGCAGCAGCAGCAGCUGAUGCGGAUCUUGAUGGUGCAGAGACAGCUAGGGAAGAACUGUCUCCUCUAUCCUCUAGGGAGCUGCUGCUGCAGGAGCCGCAGCAGCAGGUGCAGCAGCAGGUGCAGCAGCAGCAGCAACCAAUUGUUAGGAAGACAAUUAUACCUGGUAGGAAGCAGACUCGUUACGGUUCUGCAGCAGAGACAUCUAGUACUCGUCUAGGUCUCCGUACUAGGCAGCAGCUGCAGCAGCAGCAGCAGCAGCAGCAGAAGCAGUCUCCUACAGAAAGGAGACACCAAGCAACACCUGCUAUUAAUACUUCUGCCCUAAGGAAGUCAUGGCUGCAGAAGCAGCAGCAGCAGCAGCGCAGCAAGAGGGGACUACUAGGAGACGAUGGGGAGACACUUAUCUAUAUGAAGGAGCCAGCAGGUCUAUCAGCAGCAGCAGCAGCUGCUGCUGCUGCUGCUGCUGAGGGGUCACCCUUAGAUACCCGUAGGAUGGCAGUAGAUGCUGACGGCGAGCAGCAGCAACUGCAGCAGCAGCACGAAGAUAUGCUGCUGCAGGACGAAUCUGCUGCAGCAGCUGCUGCAGCAGCAGAGCAGCUGCCACCGCUGCUCAAUGAGCUGCGCGUGCGGCGGCCUAGUGGGUCUCCUUCGUCUCCUUACUGCAGCAGCAUGCAUCCUAGCAGCAGCAGCAGCAGCAACAGCUGCAGCAGACUGCGGUAUAAGGCUGGUGUGACGAGCAGCACAGAGACAGACCCGACAAAGUGUUUGCUGCAGCAGCUGCUGCCGACACCAGAGCAGCAGCCAUCAGCAGGAGACACAGGUCUUAGUAGCAGCAGCAGCAAUCCAGCAGCAGCAGCAGCAGCAGCAGCAGCUCCCUUCGAUAUGCCACGGCUGCUGCAGCAGAAUCUAAAUGGUGCAAAUAUUGAGUCUCUAACUGCAGCACAAUUAGAGGCACUACAAGCACAAGUUGGAGGAUGA
Eimeria maxima is the source of this 1734-nucleotide messenger RNA. RefSeq names its product kinesin motor domain-containing protein, putative. The transcript is spliced from 3 exons. Bases 1 to 1734 code for a protein of 577 amino acids. The record is from RefSeq and is a predicted model, not a curated record. Gene Ontology annotation, biological process: microtubule-based movement. Gene Ontology annotation, molecular function: ATP binding; microtubule binding; microtubule motor activity. NCBI's taxonomy places the organism in Eukaryota, Apicomplexa, Conoidasida, Eucoccidiorida, Eimeriidae.